Lizanozyma spartinae is the source of this 708-nucleotide messenger RNA. RefSeq lists its product as uncharacterized. Bases 1 to 708 code for a protein of 235 amino acids. The record is from RefSeq and is a predicted model, not a curated record. The transcript has a single exon. Lineage: Eukaryota; Fungi; Ascomycota; Pichiomycetes; Serinales; Debaryomycetaceae.
AUGAUAGCCACUCACAAACGGAAGCAAUACACAGAAACACCUUUUGAAUAUAAUCAUAAAACUUCCACUCCACAUGUGAGUCUUCAGCGUCUAACGUUCGACCCUCCCUCAUAUUUUGUAUGGUUUGAAAGCGUAUGUGCUUUUGUCAAAGAUGACCAUAACAUAUGUACCAUGUUAGUGUUAAGCCACUACUCCAAAAACAUCGAUAACGAUGAAGAAUAUCUACAUGAAGUAUCCCAAAGUAUAAAGGCCUGUGAAGCAAACUUGAAAUUGAAUGCCUAUAUCAAUGAAACAUUGUUGCGGUCCGUUGAUCCUCAACUAGGAUUAUCCGUUGGAGUGUCUACCAUGGAAUCUGCCAGUGAGAACUUUGAAAGAUUGAAAUCAUAUUUCAGUGGUCGGAUUAGUGCCUUUUAUUAUCUUAAUUUGGAAUCACAGUUGAAAUUUGAUAUCAACAAUGUCUUGCAGUUUUUAAAAGAUAUCGAUUGUCUUUCACGUGUGUAUUCAUUUGCGUUCCGCGGGGAUGCUCAAAUGACACCAGAAUUGAAACUUCAAUGGAUUAUGAAUUCUCUAAGGGGGAACCAGGAGAUCUUAUUGGAUAUUCAAAACGACUGGGAGAAUAUUAUCAAGAAUCCAAUGUUAUUAAGAUCCAUCUUGACUAAACAUCUGAAUAAAGCUAAAAGAGUAAGAAGAGCUUUGAUGGAUGUAUGA